Anarrhichthys ocellatus (wolf-eel) is the source of this 435-nucleotide messenger RNA. It is a transcript of the gene pvalb8, whose product is annotated as parvalbumin 8. The record is from RefSeq and is a predicted model, not a curated record. Lineage: Eukaryota; Metazoa; Chordata; Actinopteri; Perciformes; Anarhichadidae. Gene Ontology annotation, cellular component: cytoplasm. Gene Ontology annotation, molecular function: calcium ion binding. The transcript is spliced from 5 exons. The coding region runs from base 49 to 378 and encodes 109 amino acids.
CUCUGCUGGAUCACCAACCGGGCGAGAACCCCCUAAACACGGAAUAAAAUGUCGCUCUCAUCUAUCCUUUCCGCUGAUGCCAUCGACAGUGCUAUCAAGGACUGCCAAGCACCGGACUCCUUCUGCCACAGGAAGUUUUUCCAGCUGUGCGGCCUCACCAAGAAGAGCCCCCAGGAAGUGAAGAAGGUUUUCGGGAUCCUGGACAAUGAUGGCAGCGGUUUUGUUGAGGAGGAAGAGCUCAAGUUUUUCCUCCAGAGGUUUUCCCCUGGGGCACGCGUUCUGUCUGACAAGGAGACGAAGGAAUUCCUGUGUGCUGCUGAUGACGAUAGCGACGGCCGGAUUGGAGCAGACGAGUUCCAGGCCAUGGUCUUGUCUUAAACAACUGGACUCCAUCGCUCCAGGUCGACCUGACCCCCCUCAACCCGCCCCUCCUCC